Messenger RNA from Cylindrotheca closterium, 675 nucleotides. Lineage: Eukaryota; Bacillariophyta; Bacillariophyceae; Bacillariales; Bacillariaceae. The record is from the annotation of a GenBank genome assembly.
AUGUGCACAAGACAACAAACGAUCCAAUUGGCCUCAACAGUGCCAUCCAAGCUUGAGACAGCUCGCAGCACAGUUUCUUCCACCAUGAAGAAAUCAUCUGUUUAUUUUUCCGAAACUGUCAAAGUCCGUUACUCUCUCAGUUUAGAAGACUACUCCGAUGAGGAAUAUGAUGCAUGCUGGUAUUCUUCCGAAGAGUAUCAAACAAUAGAAAAGGAUUUGUGCAGACAAUUCAUGAAGAUGGAGGAAGGAAAGAUAUUACAUGAUAUGAAAUCCUGCUCGCGAGGAUUGGAACGAUACUUGACUGUGAAUGCUUUUCAAAAAAAAGAGAGCCAAAGAGUUGCAAGGCGAUCUGUCUUGGACGAACAAACCCACCAAGCCGAACUGAAUCAACGCGACGAAGAAGCCAUUGCAAGACUGUACAACAAUGUCUCAUCUAGUUGCCAGAUGUGGGCAGCGGUACUCGGCCUUCGAGACCAGCGAGAAGCCGAAAAGUACAUUCAAGAUGAUGACCUUGAAACUCGUUUCGAUGAUCUUGAGACGCUCACGCAAGCGCAAGAAUCUCAAGAAUCAUCAAUCCGACAAGACUACGUUGCACCUCAAAAGAUCUAUGAUUCCAGCAGCACGCGAGCCAUGACUUCGCCGCAGCAAAUGGCCGUGACUGCAAGGUCAGCAUAA